AUGAAGCUCUCCAAUCAGUCGGAGGUCCCCGUCUACACGAUCUCCGGUUCCAAUACUGCUCGCGAGCUCCCAGAAUGGCUUGCGAGAAGAAGAAAGCGCAGUUUGAAGAAUGAUCCGGAAUGGGCAAACCGAGUAGAACUCUUGCAGGACUUUGGGUUUGAGGAAGCCAGUCGUUGCAUUCGGGUCAGCGAAGAUGGAGACUGGGUCAUGAGCACAGGAACAUACAAGCCACAGAUGCAUGUACACUCUUUGCAAGCUCUGUCUUUGAGUUACGCGCGCCACACGGAUGUCGAAAACACCACCUUCCUCCUACUCUCCUCGGACUACUCCAAGUCUCUCCACCUCCAGUCCGACCGUUCCCUCGAAUUCCACACCCCCUCGGGAAUGCACCACAAGACGAGAUUGCCCCGAUAUGGACGUGACCUGGUAUACGAUAGACAAUCGACCGAAGCGUUGGUGCCUUCGGUCGGUGUCAACAGCGACGGGAUGGGAGAAGUGUUCCGAUUGAACCUUGAAAUGGGCAGAUACAUGCGGAGUUUCGAAAUCGAUGUGGGCGGCGAUGACUUUACUUCUGCGGGUGGAGGUACGCUACAGGGUGGAAUCAAUACGGGCGCCGUCAACGUGGGAGCCAUCGCCGAGGAGAGCCACAACCUUCUGGCAUUCGGCGCGAGCAAUGGCAAUGUCGAGUUCUUCGACCCUAGGAUGAGAAGCAGAAUCGGCACUCUGCUAUCGCCCACACAACCUCGUCCAGACGAAAGCAGAAAUGAAAUCACAGCCCUGGAGUUUCACAGAUCUGGAUUGACGCUUGCUACUGGUUCUUCGAACGGUCUCAUUCAUCUUUAUGAUCUACGGAUGUCAUCUCCCUACUUGAAGAAGGAUCAGGGCUAUGGGUUCCCAAUCCACACGCUCAAGUUUCUGCAGCCGUCAACUGCCAGCCGCGAACAGACCCUGGAACCAAAGAUUCUCUCCGCCGAUAAGAAGAUCAUCAAGCUCUGGGAUCCGCGGGAUGGAAGCGCAUGGACGUCGGUUGAGCCUGCAGUCGACAUCAACUCGGUCGCCUGGUGCAAAGAUAGUGGAAUGAUAUUGACGGCUAAUGAAGGCCGCCAGCAGCAUGCGUUCCAUAUUCCCCAGCUUGGGGCAGCACCUAGAUGGUGUUCUUUCCUUGACUCGCUUGUUGAAGAGAUGGCCGAGGAUCCUAACGACCCCAACGCAUUCAACCCCAGUCAGGCGGGCUCUGUUUACGACAACUACAAGUUCCUCACGGUUCCUCAACUUCGCACUCUCAAUUUGGAACAUCUCAUCGGUCGAACCAGCCUUCUACGGCCGUACAUGCACGGUUAUUUUGUGGCGCAGCAGCUGUACGAAGAGGCCAGGCUCAUCACCAACCCUUACAUGUGGGAAGAAGAGCGUGCCAAGCGUGUUAAGGAGAAGAUCGAAAAGGAGCGCGAGAGCCGCAUCCGUGGCAAGAAGAAGGCCGCCGUCAAGGUCAACAAGAAGCUUGCCGACAAGCUGCUCAGCAUCGAGGAGAAGAACGAGCGCAAGCGGGCGCAGCGCGUCCUCAAGAAGGGUGGCGAUGACGACAUGGUUGACGCUCCCGCACCUGCCACCGAGGAACCCGGCAAAAACAUCAUGGGCGAUUCUCGUUUCGCCAAACUCUUCGAGGACGAGGACUUCGCCAUCGAUGAGACAUCGCGUGAAUUCCAGCUUCUCAACCCCAGCACUGUGCCCGAGGCUCCCAAGCGUACCAAGGAAAGAGGCCUCACAGCUGUCGAGCAGGAGAUGGUCGACGACGUCCCCGGCUCCAGCUCCGACGGCUCUGACUCCGAGAGUGAAGGCGAGCGAUACACUAAGCCAGCCGCCUCCAACAAGAUCUCCACCGCCUCCUACCGACGCAACAAACAGGGCCGCAACCAGCAACAACCCCGCAUGGAGAUCUCUUCAUCCGCGAACGUCAGCUCGACCCGUGACCGUUCCUUCGGCUCGCGCGCCCAGAACAUGCGCACCAAGGAGAAACCCUCGCGCCGGGGCGGUGUCGUUGGGGAGCGCGAAGUCACCUUCACGCCUGGCGCUGGCAAGCAAGCCAACUCCCAGAGGAGCUUCAACCGACCGGAGCAAUCCACAUCGCACAGCUUCCGGGCCAAGGAGCGCCGCAGCGCCUCCGGUAACACCUUCCGCAAGAUGUAA
Messenger RNA from Aspergillus homomorphus CBS 101889, 2184 nucleotides. RefSeq names its product WD repeat NOL10/ENP2 family protein. Gene Ontology annotation, biological process: maturation of SSU-rRNA from tricistronic rRNA transcript (SSU-rRNA, 5.8S rRNA, LSU-rRNA). Lineage: Eukaryota; Fungi; Ascomycota; Eurotiomycetes; Eurotiales; Aspergillaceae. The coding region runs from base 1 to 2184 and encodes 727 amino acids. Gene Ontology annotation, molecular function: protein binding. Gene Ontology annotation, cellular component: small-subunit processome; nucleus; nucleolus. The transcript has 6 exons. The record is from RefSeq and is a predicted model, not a curated record.